This is a messenger RNA of Psilocybe cubensis, 1656 nucleotides long. RefSeq lists its product as uncharacterized. The transcript is spliced from 10 exons. Gene Ontology annotation, cellular component: membrane. Lineage: Eukaryota; Fungi; Basidiomycota; Agaricomycetes; Agaricales; Agrocybaceae. Gene Ontology annotation, molecular function: phosphate transmembrane transporter activity. The record is from RefSeq and is a predicted model, not a curated record. Bases 1 to 1656 code for a protein of 551 amino acids. Gene Ontology annotation, biological process: transmembrane transport; phosphate ion transport.
AUGGCCAGCUUCCACGAAAAGUCUUCGAGUAAUAACUCGAACGAGAAGGUUGCGACCACAGCUGGCGGCGCAGUUCAUGUUCUAGAUGAGCGCCGUCGUGUCGCCCUGGCCGAGAUCGACAAUGCCAAAUUUUCGUGGUUCCACGCCAAAGUUUGCAUUGUCGCUGGCGUUGGUUUCUUCACUGAUGCCUAUGACAUCUUUGCGAUUAACAUCGCGUCAACGAUGUUAGGUUAUGUCUACGGUCAAGGUCAAAGACUCAAUAAGUCCCAGGACCUCGGUGUGAAGGUCGCUACCCCAGUCGGUACGCUUGUCGGCCAACUUCUUUUCGGAUGGUUGGCAGAUGUUGUUGGUCGUAAGAGGAUGUAUGGUGUUGAAUUGAUGAUCAUCAUCGUGUCGACAUUCGCUCAAGCUCUAUCUGGUGAAGCCCAUGCUGUCAAGAUUAUUGGUGUUUUGAUUGUUUGGCGUUUUAUUAUGGGUGUCGGAAUUGGUGGAGAUUAUCCUUUGAGUGCUGUGAUCUCUUCAGAGUUUGCAUCUACCAAGAUAAGAGGGCGCAUGAUGACCGCUGUCUUUGCCUCGCAAGGCUGGGGAAACUUCACCGCUGCUCUCGUUGCAUUUAUCAUCACUGUCGCGUACAAAAAUGCUAUCCUUGCUGAAGCAUCAAUAACUUCAUUGGGGUCCGUCGACCAGAUGUGGCGCCUCCUUAUUGGUCUCGGCGUCGUUCCUGGUGUUGUUGCCCUCUACUUCCGUCUCACCAUCCCUGAGACACCCCGUUUCACCAUGGAUAUCGAACGCAACAUUGACCAGGCUACCCAAGACAUUAAGACAGUCCUUACGAACCACAAGGACAAUGUCGACAAAGAUCUCUUGGUCCAGCGCAUCGAAGCACCCAAAGCCAGCUGGGCCGACUUCCGCGAGCACUUUGGACAGCUUAAGAACUUCAAAAUCAUCUUCGGUACUGCUUACUCAUGGUUUGCCUUGGAUAUUGCAUUCUACGGCUUGGGACUCAAUUCCGGUAUCAUUUUGCAAGCCAUUGGAUUCGGUACACCAGUUACUACCGGCGUUCGUGGAGUAUACGAUAACUUGUCCAAUAUUUGCAUUGGAAACUUGAUUCUUUCCGCCGCUGGACUUAUUCCUGGAUACUGGGUCUCCUUCCUCUUCAUUGACUCCUGGGGCCGCAAACCCAUCCAACUCAUGGGCUUUAUUCUCCUCACCAUCUUAUUCGUCAUCAUGGGAUUCGGAUACGACAAACUUACGGAGACGGAGUCUACAAGGAAAGCCUUCGUCUUCCUCUACUGCCUUGCCAAUUUCUUCCAGAAUUUCGGGCCCAACACUACAACCUUCGUCAUUCCAGGAGAAAUUUUCCCUACACGUUACCGCUCAACUGCCCACGGUAUUUCUGCAGCCAGCGGCAAGCUUGGCGCCAUCGUCGCCCAAGUCGGCUUCAGUCAACUUAAAGAUAUCGGCGGACCUAACCAAUUCGUCCAGCACAUUUUGGAGAUAUUUGCGUUCUUCAUGUUGACGGGUAUUUUCUCUACGCUCCUCCUUCCCGAAACCAUGGGACGCUCGUUAGAAGAUCUUUCAAACGAAGAUCAGGAUGGCUUCGUAAAAGGCACAAAAGGACCCGCAAACUAUACUGCGGGACCCUCAACUGCUUAA